This is a messenger RNA of Lymnaea stagnalis (great pond snail), 19121 nucleotides long. The record is from the annotation of a GenBank genome assembly. NCBI's taxonomy places the organism in Eukaryota, Metazoa, Mollusca, Gastropoda, Lymnaeidae.
GAACUGGACACAUUUCUUGAGGCAGUCCACUCCCCACUACCACACAACCCAAGCAGUUGGCUCAAAAUGUUGCCCUCCAAUAUAAUGGAAAAAGUGCCACCUGGGGUGGACACCUCCUCAGCACCAUUCUGCCUACACCAUUGAUGACACACAGACACUACCCCUACAGAUACAGUUACCAGAAGCAGCAGGUUCUGACUUCAUAAGAAUUAGAGUACAUAAUCUCCUAAUCUGAAAUGGCCAGGCCUUUAUUUUACUAUACAUAUAUAUUAAUAACAAGUAUAGCCUAGUAUCUCAAAAAAUACUAUAGAGAAUUAGGCCUAUAUUUAUAAAUGCAAAGUUUUUUUUACUUACUAAAAAAAAAAAAAAUUUGCUCAUAACCUUUACUUUUUCAACUAAGAUAAAACUAUUUUUUAUUUGUUAGAAUUUGCUAUUUAUACUAGAUCUAGCCAGAAAGCUGAUAUCCCUAUUUCUUAAGAGUAUAAUAUCUAGAAGAAAGACUGUAUAGCAUAAUUGAAAAGUUUAUCUUAUUUGGUAAUUAGUUAAAAAUUGUAGCAUCCUUUAUACUUAAGAAAUCACCAUUGUUCAGAAAAAUUUCUUUUACUGUAAAUUAGUGUAAAACAGUAAAUGUUAUUUUCUCUUAAAUAUUUAUGCAUCUUUAUUUAAUCAAUUAGAAAAAUACGGAAGUGAACAAAAUAACUGCUGAUGAAAGUGGCUCAGAUAUUUUACAGCAAACCGCUUCAGGUAUUGAACUUUGAAAAUAAUUGUAUUUACUUUUCAUAUAUAUGUGAAGGCAUUAAAAGUGUUUACAUAUUCAUACAUGCAUUUAACUAUUGAUUUAUCUCCACACACAGAAUUUCCUGUCAAUUCAGCAAUGUUCUUUUUAGUCAUCAAAGACUUUCUAAGGCUGGUUUCAUUAUUGAAGGAAAUCUUUGCACUUCAAACUCUUAUUCAAAAGAACAAGGCUUAACAAGGAGCGACAGUGUAACAACUGGCUUUUCUAGCUUGCCAUCUGAGCUCUGCAGCAGCUUUUCUGUUUGCUUCAUGCAGCAUGGAGUGCUAAGACGCUUGAUCCUUUUCUGUUGGCUUUAUGCAGCAUGGAGUGCUAAGAAGCUUGAUCCUUUUCUGUUGGCUUCAUGCAGCAUGGAGUGCUAAGAAACUUGAUCCUUUUCUGUUGGCUUCAUGCAGCAUGGAGUGGAGUGCUAAGAAGCUUGAUCCUUUUCUGUUGGCUUCAUGCAGCAUGGAGUGCUAAGAAGCUUGAUCCUUUUCUGUUGGCUUUAUGCAGCAUGGAGUGCUAAGAAGCUUGAUCCUUUUCUGUUGGCUUUAUGCAGCAUGGAGUGCUGAGAAGCUUGAUCCUUUUCUGUUGGCUUUAUGCAGCAUGGAGUGCUAAGAAGCUUGAUCCUUUUCUGUUGGCUUUAUGCAGCAUGGAGUGCUAAGAAGCUUGAUCCUUUUCUGUUGGCUUCAUGCAGCAUGGAGUGCUGAGAAGCUUGAUCCUUUUCUGUUGGCUUCAUGCAGCAUGGAGUGCUAAGAAGCUUGAUCCUUUUCUGUUGGCUUCAUGCAGCAUGGAGUGCUAAGAAGCUUGAUCCUUUUCUGUUGGCUUUAUGCAGCAUGGAGUGCUAAGAAGCUUGAUCCUUUUCUGUUGGCUUUAUGCAGCAUGGAGUGCUGAGAAGCUUGAUCCUUUUCUGUUGGCUUUAUGCAGCAUGGAGUGCUAAGAAGCUUGAUCCUUUUCUGUUGGCUUUAUGCAGCAUGGAGUGCUAAGAAGCUUGAUCCUUUUCUGUUGGCUUCAUGCAGCAUGGAGUGCUGAGAAGCUUGAUCCUUUUCUGUUGGCUUCAUGCAGCAUGGAGUGCUAAGAAGCUUGAUCCUUUUCUGUUGGCUUCAUGCAGCAUGGAGUGCUAAGAAGCUUGAUCCUUUUCUGUUGGCUUCAUGCAGCAUGAAGUGGUAAGAGGCUGGUCAGGGUUUAUGCUGAAUGCAUACAUUAGGUUUUCAUGAUUGUAUCUGAGCCAUUCCUACCAAUGGGAUCAUUUGCUGUGCUUGAAGCUUACCAUAAAACAACAGCUUCUUUGGCAACUGAUGGUCAGACUCACCUAAUCCAGACAUCCUUGGUCAGGCUACUGAAGAUAUCUCAGUCUGGCAAUGUGGAACUUCAGCCCUCUACAUGCUGGUGGUUCAGCCACUGAAGAAAUUUUCAACACAGCCCAUCAGAUCCAGCUUUGAGGGCAAAGGCAUCAGCAAACAAAGUCCUUUUAAUGAUCAGUCAUAACUUGUUAGGAGCCUCUUGAGGUUUAAACAGUUAACUUUUAGUUCGUUGCCUGAUGCCAAUUUCAAAUUUCACCUUCUCCAUGAGCAUCAGUCAGCAGGCUGGAAUAGGCGGCAGCAUCCCAGCAUUACUCACUGGGAUUUGGCUCAGGCGCUCUGAACUGAUAGAUAUAAAUUUUCAGUAGCAUCCAUACUGGGAAAUGAAAUUCCAAAAGCAUAUUCUGCUGACAGUGCCUUGGUCAGCUUCACAUAAGUGUAGAGGUCAACAUUUUGCUCCUGACGUUUCUCUUGUUCCUGCUGCCUGUCUGUAAACACCAUGUUGAUGGUCCCAGUUUUCUUUCUGGAAACCAUGUAGGCUUUUGUGAGGUAGAUCCCGGUCAUGAUGCAUAUUAGGAUGGUUCAGAGGAAUUCUUGUAAGUAUCUUGCUGUGGAUUAAAAGCAAGGAUAUACAUUGGAGUUCUCCACAAGUCACACCCUUGUUUUUAUGAACAAACCCGCAAUAAAUUGAGGGAUUUAAAAAAACUAUGAAUAAGCAAUAUUUGUUGUAAACUAAAAUAUAUGGCAUAAUGGGAACAAAUAUUACACUCUGCCGAUCAUGUUAACUUUUUCCAGAACACUAUUUUGAGAAUGGAGACGGGGAUGACCACAGUGCAGAGCUGAGACAUCGUCGCAAUAGAAUAUCUGUAUCUGUACCUCCAGGAGUGAUGGCGUUUGAUGGAAUGUUUCAGCAGAGUAUAGAUUUGCAAGGCGAAUAUGAUGAACACAUGUCUGAGCUGCUCCAGCAGUUGCCAAGUCGACAGUUAGGUUAGUUUAGGGAGUUCUUGGAUAAUUUUGUUUGAUAUUUUUAUCAUGUAUAGAUAGACUUAAGAGCCAUUCAUAAAUUGUGUUAUGCAUGAGUGGGGAGGGAAGGGGAGUUACAUGUUUAAGUCAAUGUAUUAUUGAGGGCAUCUAUUUUUGGUGAGAAAUUUGUGUUGAUGGAGGAUGGAGUACAAAUCAACCAGAAUAGCAUGACAUCAUUUAUAGGUGGCACCUUAACUUGACGAUUUAUCAGUAGAAUAGUUGAUCAGUUGUCAGUGCUAUUUACUGUAUAAAAAAACCAAACCAUUUUCAUUUUAUUUGAUAUGUCAUGUUUUCUAAGAUUUUUUCUUUAAUUUAGAAAAAUAAAUAAUUGAUUCUUUUGAAAUUUUAUUUCACGUUUCAGUCUCACAGGUGAUUGGAAGUCUAAGAAUUUGAAGGAUGUUUCUUAAAUAGUUAUUUUAUACAGGGAUAUGAUGUAACACAGAUCUUGUUAUAUUUUAAUAUCCUUUAUAUAAACUUUGCUUUUGUUCAUGUGUUUAGGGUAAAAUCUUUGGAUGGCUAAUUGACCCACUUCCCAUCAUCCUAUCAAAAUGAAACUUGGCACAUAGACUUGCUCACAUUUUUUCAAAUUUUCAGCCCCAACCCUGAAAAAUCAGUUUUUCCUGUUUUUCAAGGGGAAGAUGAAUGCAAUAUGAGUUGUCCAGUGGGUGCAUGAUUUAGUGUGGAGAUUAAUAAUGUUACUAUAUGCUUUGUAUUUGUGACUUUUACGUAUCGCUAUAUUGUGCAGAGAAUUUAAUCUCUUAUUUUAUUCUAUGGCUCGUUGAUAAACAGUACAUAACAAAGUAUGAUACCAUUAAUUAAAUACAGUAAUAAGAAACUAUACCCAAACUAGGGCUCAUUACAAAUAAUAAUUUAUUAAGUUAACUUUAAAAUGACAAAAUCAAAAAGAAUAAAACUAAGGCUAUUCACUUACAGUACAGCGAUGAACUGGUACCGGUACAAUGUUGGAAGUUGCACACACAGUAAAUAUAAUGUACAAUAUCUCCGAUCAGUACAGUAUGUCACUCCAUUAGUCUCUCUCCCUUGUCUUGUAUCGUAAACUCUGUCUCACUCUUUGUCUCGCAGUCUCUAUCUAGCUCACACUGCCCCCUAAGUCGAUCUGCUUAUUAAUAGUCUUUCAUAGAGACUUUUCUAGAAAGGGGUUACACAUUGUACCUGCAUCUCGACCUGUCUAUUAAGUUCUAAAGAAUUCUACUACAGACUGUGUUUACAUGUAGUCACGGACAAGGAAGACAUUUAGUAAUUAAACCAACUCAUCGUCACCAAACUUGGGGUCACCCAGAGUUCAUGCACGGGAUGUACGAGAUGCAUGAAAAACAUGGCAUAAACACGAUGUCUAAAUAAUAUUUUAGUUUAAUUAUAUCUUUAGUUUAUUAGGUUUCAUAACCACUAAGUUUAAUAAAACAAUUCCUCUACUAAAAAUCAGUGUUGCGAUCACAUAUAUUAUAAAUCAUUUACCAGAACAUAAAUGCAAAGAAAAAUGCAUAUAAAGGAUUUGUAUGAAAAACUUUUUUUUUUGGGGUCAUUUAUUCAACUAAAAUGUCUUAAAAAUAAAUCUUCCUGUUUCAGACCAACCAUUAAAAACUCUAAGAAGUGAAACUCUGCAGGCAACUUGAUAAUAGAUCUGUUAUUUUACAAGAUUUUCUUUGUGGUUGCCGAGAUUUUAAUUGUACUUAUUUCAUUUGUUUACCACUCAAUCUUGUAGAGGAUGUGGCAGACAUGGCCGCCAGGACUCUGCUGAGAAAGAGGACCUCACACAUUCAUCGUGCCACCAUCAGACUCAACAGAGACGAAGAGCUAGAGGAGCGCAUUGUGGAGUCCAUAGAGCUAGACCUGAGCAGCAAUGAUGAGCUAGCAGAAGAUCUUGGAGCGGCCGUCAGAACUAUUCCAACUACACUCAGCAAGAAGAGAAAUAUCAAGUAAUAACAGUGCUAUUAGAUCUCAAUUAGAACUUAAUAGUUAGUUCAAUGUAAGACUCAUGAAUAAUUCUAGAUUUCCAUUAACCCAAGGUUGGGCAAACUUUUUGUGCAGAGGGCUACCUGACAAUUUUCCAGGAAUCUAGAGUUAGAGAUUAAACCUAAUGUAUUACAUUGAAUAACUAGUUACUAGCUUAUAGAUUGGACAGUGUUAGUCUGUUAUUAUUAAGCUACAAAGUUUUAAAAUAUUUAAUGACAUUUUUGUUCCAAGGCCGGCUUUGUAGAGAAUCCUCAUUAGUAUCAGUGAGCUGAAACCCAAAUAUUUGGAUUCAGUGAUGUUCAUCACUGAGAUAGAUUGCUCUCAGAGGUUUGCUGAGCCACAUGAAACAAUCAUUUUUUGAUCAAAAUGUUAUAUUUGAAACCUUAUCUAUUUUAUGAGAUGAAUAAGAUUGUGUUAUUUCAAAUUUCAAUGUUGUUUAAUUUCUCUUUGAGCAUGUUAUCAGUCUGCAAGACUAUAAGUACCAGCUGCCAAUCAGUAGAAUAUUUUUCAAUAUAUACUAGAAAUGGCAUGGUGAGAAGAAGAAACUGGUUCACAAUAAAUAAACGGUUUAUUGUUUUUUUUAACCUUAAGGUCAGUAAAUAUACUGGCCAUUGUAGCCGCUUCCUGAACAGAUGAUGACUUGGAAAAGGUUGUUUGUUCCUGUUUUAAAAUACUCUCCAGAUCAACAGCUUUGUGCUUAAGAUCAUAUUCAGAAUUACCAUGUUUAGUCUGAGAAUGUCGUCUGAGAUUACAUUCUUUGAAAAGGAUCACAUACUUCGGACAGGCUAAGCACACAGCAUUUGGUCUGAUAUCAUUGAAUCAAUAUUCCGACAUGCUAAGCACACAGCAUUUGGUCUGAUAUCAUUGAAUCAAUAUUCCGACAUGCUAAGCACACAGCAUUUGGUCUGAUAUCAUUUAAUCAAUAUUCCGACAUGCUAAGCACACAGCAUUUGGUCUGAUAUCAUUGAAUCAAUAUUCCGACAUGCUAAGCACACAGCAUUUGGUCUGAUAUCAUUGAAUCAAUACGUAGAUAUCCAGUGCACUAAGUUGAAUGGUUUUAUUCCGAGCUGAGUUCAUUGAUUUUGUUACUCAGCCAGAUUAUUUAGAGACUUGAGGAGCUCCUUUAGUAGACAGCAAUAAAUAUGGGCUUUGAAAGUUCAAUACGAGUUCUGUUUGAAAAUUAACAGUAGAGUAUUGUUUUAAUUUGAUGUGAUGUUAUUAUUACAGGUAGACAAUUGUCUACUAAUUAAGAAAUUUCCAGGCCUGUACAGAUAAUCAUUAAAAAAUGUGUCUAUUUUACAAAAUUAAUCUAGUUCCAGGAAGGUCUUGCGGGGCUUCAUUAUACAUUUCAGUGGGCGGCAUGUGGCCCGUGGGCUGCAGUUUGCACACACCUGCAUUUACCAAUAUCCUGUCUCUUACUAUCUUGACUGUCAAUCACACAAAAUUUUUUUUAAAGAAGAGCAGUACAAAAUUAACUUAAAAGCAGCCAAUAAAAGGGAGGCUUUCAAUCGUAAUUUAUAUUUUAGUUAUUGUCAUGUUUAAUGUGUGCUUCAUUUUUCUAUCAUGAAUUUGUGUGCCAAAUGUGAUAUGGGAAACAGAAUUGAAAUUGUUAAAAUGUGUUUGAAAAAUUUCAAAAGUGUUUUACCUUUUUCAGGAGAAAAUUGACCCAGAGAAGAAAAAAGCCAAAGACAAAAUGGCUUCUCUUGAAAUAUCAUCUGACCAGGGUAAGCGUACUACUAAAACUACUCAUGACAGAUCAAGGACACUUAUCUUUAGGAUAAUUCAUGUGCUGUUCUUUCAAACUCUUGAGGACACAUUAAAUUUGUCUUGAUGAAUGGCUUCUUAUAGACAGAUUUACCAUACAUCUAGGAACAUUACCAUUCCAUAUUCACCAUAUUGAUGAAUUGAUUCCUAUUGACACAUCUACUUCCACCUACCAAAUUGAACAACAUGCUAAAUUAGCAUACAUUACAUUUAUCCUAUUGCAUUAGAAUUGGAUUUAGAAAUAAAACUUAUCCUCUUAAUGUGAAAUCAAUAUUCAUGAAUCCUAUAGGACUUAAAGCUUACUAUUUAUUAAUCUAAUCAGGACAGUUUUUCUUUAAAUAUAAAAGGUAUUAAGAAUACAAACUACUCAGCAGCUCAUAGAUCUGCUUUUUUAAAUGAAAGGUAUUAAGAAUACAAACUACUCAGCAGCUCAUAGAUCUGGUUUUUUAAAUGAAAAGGUAUUAAGAAUACAAACUACUCAGCAGCUCAUAGAUCUGCUUUUUUAAAUGAAAAGGUAUUAAGAAUACAAACUACUCAGCAGCUCAUAGAUCUGCUUUUUUAAAUGAAAAGGUAUUAAGAAUACAAACUACUCAGCAGCUCAUAGAUCUGCUUUUUUAAAUGAAAGGUAUUAAGAAUACAAACUACUCAGCAGCUCAUAGAUCUGCUUUUUUAAAUGAAAAGGUAUUAAGAAUACAAACUACUCAGCAGCUCAUAGAUCUGCUUUUUUAAAUGAAAGGUAUUAAGAAUACAAACUACUCAGCAGCUCAUAGAUCUGGUUUUUUAAAUGAAAGGUAUUAAGAAUACAAACUACUCAGCAGCUCAUAGAUCUGCUUUUUUAAAUGAAAAGGUAUUAAGAAUACAAACUACUCAGCAGCUCAUAGAUCUGGUUUUUUAAAUGAAAGGUAUUAAGAAUACAAACUACUCGGCAGCUCAUAGAUCUGCUUUUUUAAAUGAAAGGUAUUAAGAAUACAAACUACUCAGCAGCUCAUAGAUCUGGUUUUUUAAAUGAAAGGUAUUAAGAAUACAAACUACUCGGCAGCUCAUAGAUCUGCUUUUUUAAAUGAAAAGGUAUUAAGAAUACAAACUACUCAGCAGCUCAUAGAUCUGCUUUUUUAAAUGAAAGGUAUUAAGAAUACAAACUACUCAGCAGCUCAUAGAUCUGCUUUUUUAAAUGAAAGGUAUUAAGAAUACAAACUACUCAGCAGCUCAUAGAUCUGCUUUUUUAAAUGAAAAGGUAUUAAGAAUACAAACUACUCAGCAGCUCAUAGAUCUGCUUUUUUAAAUGAAAGGUAUUAAGAAUACAAACUACUCAGCAGCUCAUAGAUCUGCUUUUUUAAAUGAAAGGUAUUAAGAAUACAAACUACUCAGCAGCUCAUAGAUCUGCUUUUUUAAAUGAAAGGUAUUAAGAAUACAAACUACUCGGCAGCUCAUAGAUCUGGUUUUUUAAAUGAAAGGUAUUAAGAAUACAAACUACUCGGCAGCUCAUAGAUCUGCUUUUUUAAAUGAAAGGUAUUAAGAAUACAAACUACUCGGCAGCUCAUAGAUCUGGUUUUUUAAAUGAAAGGUAUUAAGAAUACAAACUACUCAGCAGCUCAUAGAUCUGCUUUUUUAAAUGAAAGGUAUUAAGAAUACAAACUACUCAGCAGCUCAUAGAUCUGCUUUUUUAAAUGAAAGGUAUUAAGAAUACAAACUACUCGGCAGCUCAUAGAUCUGCUUUUUUAAAUGCAAAUUUUGCAUUGAAAUAGCUUUCUUAAAUUCUCUGGUUUUAGGUACAAGGAUUUAAAAAAAAUUUCUUUCAACAACAAGCCAUUAUGAUCGUAUGCAUGUUUAAUUUAAGACCCAAUUCAAAGUUUAAAGCUGGUUCCUGCAUCAUUUGAAAACUAAUGCAUCUUGUUUAUCCUCAGUUGGGAAGAAAUAUGAUGUUUGAGAAAAGACGAAUGUCACGAGCUCUUGACCUCUGGCGCUCCCAUCUGUUGAUUAUUGAAGGGUCAUUUGGGACAAGCGUCGUCUCCUACUUUAUAUUUCUCAAGUGGGUGCUGCUGAUCAACAUUCCUGUUUUUCUACUGACGUUUUGUUUCCUGGUCAUCCCACAAAUUUUGUUCCGCUGGUAUCAGAAGAACCCAGCAGGUUACAAGGAUGCGGAGCCCUUCCGUGGAAUUGAACUGCUAACAGGAACUGUGAGUUGAUUGUGAACAACAGCAUUAGAAAUAUGCUUGUCUUCUUUAAACUGAGAUAUUCCAAACUUGUAGCUUGAUUCAAUGAGUGCUUUGAUUUAAGAUUUCUAUAUGAUUUAAACUAAAUAUUCAAAUGCUUUAAAAAAGCUGCUAAAGAUAUGAAGAAAAAAAUAAUAAUCUCAAUAUUUCUAUAUAUAUAGACCCUAUAUUUAUUAACAUUAGAUAGAAUAAAGAUUAUAAAAUGACUGUAAAGUGCAAAUGUAAAUUUCAAAGGUUGAACAAACGGAGACCCUUGUCAUUUGCAGCCUUCCUGUCAUAAAUUUAAAAACAAUUUUAAAAAAAAUGUGUACGACAUGAUUUAGCUAACACAAAGAUAUCAGUUAGAUUUCCAUGGUUAAUUUGGUCUAGUCAUUAGAAUAUGAUCAGAGUUUCAAAGUUAUGAUUUAUCAAUUUUAAUGAUGAUGUUGAUUUAAAGAAGGCUAUACUUUUGAUCCUCAUUUAAAACUUUAAAAAAUGUUGGAAUUAAAAAAAAAUCCUGUAAUUUUCAGAAAUCUUCAGUGCAAUUUAAAUUAUUUGUGAAUCAUGGGUGAAUUUCAUUUGAAGAUACUCCCUAAAUUUUUAAUCUAUGAAGAUACAAAUUAGUUUCAUGUAGGUUCUGACCAUAACAUGUUUUUUUUAAAAAUGCCCCAAAAUGCAGUUUGCACAGUUAAACGGCAAUGUGAGUAAUAUUAAGUAGCUAUGACUAUUGUUUCAAUAAUGGUAAAGGAACAUACUCAUUAAUCUAUUGCAAGAUGCAACAAAGUAACUUUUCAUUUUUUAAAGAAAAAAAAAAAAACGGCUUAUAAAAAUAAAAAGUUAUGAUAUUUUUGCAAUGCAACUUUUUUUCUUCUGCAAAACGGCAAUGUGAGUAAUAUUAAGUAGCUAUUACUAUUGUUUCAAUAAUGGUAAAGGAACAUACUCAUUAAUCUAUUGCAAGAUGCAACAAAGUAACUUUUCAUUUUUCAAAGAAAAAAAAAAAAAAAACGGCUUAUAAAAAUAAAAAGUUAUGAUAUUUUUGCAAUGCAACUUUUUUUCUUCUGCGUUUGUCCAUGUCAUUAAUGCAUUUGUUAUUAUAUUUUCACCCAGUUUUAAAAAAACCCCAGCAACAUCAGCAUUUAAAAGUAUUUAUACGUUAUUGUUGGCAACAAGGAGCUUUGAACUCUCUCUCCCCCCCCCCCCCCCCCCCCAUGGUUAACAUUUGUAACAACUUGUUCCGUCUCAACAUAGGGCUACUUUGAGAACACUGAGAUGUAUUAUGGUUUUUAUACCAACCAAACAGUGGAGAUAUUCACAGGCUCCUUCUACAAGAUGAACUACGCCUACAUCUUGACUUGUUCAGGCUACUACAUCUUGUGUUUGCUUAUCUUAGGCUACAGGUAAGUCAUAUUUUAUCAAUUAUCUCUUGCAAGUUAUGUACUUUUAAAAUUUGGUACUGUUAAAAUAAUUUGCCUCUCAAGUUGUGCUGACAUGGACAGUCAGUCACACCCUCAGAUUAACUGAAGUAAUUUGCAAUAAUGUAUUAGAAAAAAAAAAAAAUUAAGCUGUAUUUCCUGGGAGAAAGGUGCUGUUAGAGCCUCAUUUGGAGACAAGAAAUAAUUAAAGUUAUCGUAACCUAUUAUUUAGUGCUUUCACCUGAUGAAAGAUCAUCCUAAGUUCCACUAUAAAGAUCUUUUUUAAAGUCACUGAGAUCAAAUACCCAAAUAAAACUGCUGGCUUUUGCUGAUGUUGCCAUGACCGUGUUUGCAUCUGGUAGCUUUUUUUUUUUAUUAUUAAUGCAUCAAUGUAUUUCAGGCUGUUAUUGAGCCAGGUAUGGUAUAUUAAAUAUUUAUGGCGGUAUUUUCAAUUUACAAAAUAUAAUUUAGUUUGUUUUACCUAGCAAAUAAAACUCCGCAAAUGUGCAUUGCUGGAAUCACAUCAUCAAUUUUUCUGCCCCAGUUACCUCCGAUCCUAUCGCAAGUACUACAUUGAGGCUGGCAGCACCAUCAACAUGUAUUAUUUCAAUCUUGUUGUCAGUGGUUGGGACUAUGGCAUAACAUCCACAGAGACCAGUGAGCUCAAACAUCGGAGUCUUUACAAUGAAUUUAAGGUUUGGAUGUGUGUGUCCUUCAGUCAACAGUCAAAACACUCUUAUCCCAGAAAGUAUCUGUGUUUUUGUGUGUGUGUUAAAUUGCUCAUGGUUAGUACUGGAUCUUCCUUUAGGUAAAAAAAUGCUUAUUUAAUAGCUUUUUCUCGUGAAGAUUUUAAUUUAAAAGACUGGUAAUAUAAUUAUUUUACACUGCUACACAGAGUUCUCAGAUUUAUUUAAAUACAUGGCUUUAAGAUAACCGCAUGACAAACACAAUACAUGGCUUUAAGAUUACUACAUGACAAACACAAUACAUGGCUUUAAGAUAACUACAUGACAAACACAAUACAUGGCUUUCAGAUAACUACAUGACAAACACAAUACAUGGCUUUCAGAUAACUACAUGACAAACACAAUACAUGGCUUUCAGAUAACUACAUGACAAACACAAUACAUGGCUUUAAGAUAACUACAUGACAAACACAAUACAUGGCUUUAAGAUUACUACAUGACAAACACACGCGUCUGCAAAUAAUUAACUAUUGUAUUUAACAGUAAAUGAAUGUAUUUUAUUUCGUCCUCUCCUAGGAAAUCUUAUCUGGAUCACAGAUUGAGCAUAAGCUAGAACGAGAUGAGUUGGUUAGAGUCUGGAUGAUACGUGGAGCAGUUUGGAUGGCAGUAAUCUGUCUGUUGGCUUUAUGUGGAUAUGCUACAUUUGAAGUUUCUACAAGCCUGUCUAUCAACAGAGAGGACACAGUAAAUGCAGUAAGUUUCCAUCACUCAUCUUUGUCUUGGUUGGUCAUGGGACAAAACGGGUUUUAAAGAAAACAAACACUCUUAUCCUUGAAAAUAUCUGUGUUUUUGUGUGUUAAAUUGCUAAUUAUAAAUUCUGGAUCUUCGUAAAGGUGAAAAAAUUUUUAAUAGCUAUUUCUCAUGAAGAUUUUUAUGAUAUGAUUAAUAUAUAUAACAGAGUAACAAAAAAAUUCAUGAAUAAUCUCCCCUAAGCUGUGCAUGUAUUCUAUCCUGUGGACAUCCUUGUGAAAUGAAGAAAUCACAGUCAAAUGAAUAUAGUUUAUAUAAAGUCUCAUUUUUGUAAAAUUUUGAGUUUUUAACACAGGUCAUUAGUAAUUUUAUCCCCCAAAAAAUGGAAUCAUGAUAAAUUCUAAAGCAAUUUAGCUGUAAUCAUAGAUAAUGCAUGGAUUAAUUAAGUUGCAUGUGAGAAUGCAAGUUCCUAUACUUUCAUUAAUGCAGUGAACACAGUAUGGUCCAACUUGACAAAGACAAAGCUAUUCAGCAUACUGUUUUACAACCUUAUAUUUCUCUGUUUCGGGGGGGGGGGGGGGGUCUUGGGGAAAAAAGGGUGUUGUUUUUUUUUUUACUUUUUUUUUGUUGGGGGGGGGGGGGGGGGGGGGUCAUGUGGAAAAAAGGUUGUUGUUUUUUUUACUCUAUGUGGACAUAAAGUUUGAACGAGUUUGGUGAGUAGCACAAGCUAAGAAUGAAUUCAAAUGUCUUUACAUCAAAUUUAUGAAAGCUUGAGACUUUCUUGUGGCUACAUUAAAGCUGACUUUACGGAUAUCUUACUUGAUGCAAAAGAAAUUGUCAAAAAUUGUCAGAGCAGAAGCUUUCAAGAGUUAACUGGGUUCAAAUAGUUUUUUUUUCUCAAAUAGCAACCAUCUUUACAGAUUAUGAGUUUGGUAAAGAAAUUGAAUAAGUUUUUCUUGUUGCUGCUAAGUAGUAUUUAAAAUGGAGAGUUGGCAGAAGGGGCAAGACUUAUCGGACGGCCACGCCUCAGAUUUAUGGACAUAUGCAAAAGGAGCAUGAAGGAAGCCAAUAUUGAAAACAACGAAUGGGAGCUCAUUGCCUAUCAACAUUUCAAAAGGCCAACAGCAGUGUAUGAAGGGGUAAAAAAGGCAGAAGAUACGUGAAAUGAGGCCCUUGCAACAAAAAGAACAGUACGGAAGUCAAAAUCUUACGAGGAAUCAAUAUUCUCCUGCAAGAAAUGCAGUCGAGAUUGUCAUUCUAGGAUUGGCCUAGUGAACCACCUGUCGAAGUGUAGGACUACAUAGCUACUCCAUCGUCUCCGGAUGAUGGAAAUAAUGUCAACAACUUAGCAUCUUUUUGAAUGCAGCCUUUGCUCAUUUGCAGACCAACAAAGUAUUGGUGAGUCCACUGGCCAUGCCCGUGGUGCUGUCCCUCAUUCAACUCUUCGUCCCUAUGAUCUUCACCUUUCUUGAAGCGUACGAGGCUUAUCAAAUGCCAAAGUAUGAACUCUACGUCCAUAUGUUCAGGUAUGUGCAUUAUUUCAGAGAUUAUUUUCAAGUUUUAGUUAUGCCAAUAACCAUAUGAAAUUUUUUUUAUACCAAAAUCAUAGUGGUUGGAUGAAUUGGACAAGAAUAAAUGUUCAAAUACACCAUUGAAUAAUUUGUCCUUUGUAAGAAAGCAGUUUUAAAGGGUACACAAAAUAUAACUUAUUUUAAAUGUUUUUUUAAAAAUCUUAUUUUAUCACAUAUGGUUUUGAAAAUAAUUUAUACUUACCUAAUAUGAGGCAUUCUAAAUGAAAAAUUUCAUAAUGAGAUUAAAUAAUAUUCCACUAUUGCCCUAGAUGGAGCUUGGUUUCAUUAGUACGUAACCAGCAAAUUUAUUGCUGUAUCACAAAUUUUAAUAAACUAGUAACAUUUGAAUGCUCUCCUUAUAAUGCAUCUAAUGCCUAAGUAUUGCCAUAUUUAAAAAAAAAAAUAAGAACCAUACAAUCUGAACUUAAAUCUUGAAUAUCUUCCCAGAGAGAUGGCUCUGAAGGCGACCAUGUUGGCUGUGCUUGUUUUUUUCUGGCUAGACAUUGCACCACGGAGUAUUAAGGUAAAAAAAAAAAUAAUGUAAUUCCAGUUAGUUGUUCUCUUACUCAGCAUGCACCUGGAGGGGCUAGAUUAGGAACGUUGGCUGUCCAGCUUCACGAUAUCAGCACAACAAAGAUAAACAAGCUGUUGUUCUGAAUGUUGACCGAUGUAAAAAAAAAAACAAGAAAAAAGAACUCCGCAGGCUUAAAAUAAACGUCAGCGGGAUUAGUCGGCAGUUCUGUUCAAAGCUCUCAAACAGUUUGCCAGCAUCAUAGCACAUAUUUCUCCUGAGCCAUUUGAAUGUCAUUUGGAAGAAAAGUGUCAACACACAUGAAGGGUAGUUGUUGUUGGCAGUAUUUUUAAAGCUUAAGUUUUACACAGUGUUUGCUAAGUCAAUAUUUCUAUCCUCAAGAAGAGGAUGCAAUGGCUCUAAAAAAGUUACUGUUUAGCUUAUGUUCCUUAUGGCUACAGGAGAAAGUGAUUAUUUAGCUUAUGUUCCUUAGGGCUAGAGGAUAAAGUGACUGUUUAGCCUAUGUGCCCUAUGGCUAGAGGACAAAGUGACUGUUUAGAUUACGUUCCUUUCCCAACUGGACAAAGACAGCCUUUUUCAGUAGUGGCCUGAAACAGCAUGGGAAGGAAUUAAUGGAUCAAAUGUAUUUUUUAUUUACAUUGUGGUGAGACUUUGAAAUAUGUUAAGGUAACAGCUCAGGCCUGCUUGAUAUUUGUUUUAGUCUAUUGAGAAAUUAUUGUUUUUGUCAGACUGAACUGUCAGACUGUUCUGAAGUCUUUGGAUUAAAAUCUACUUUCUUUCCAGCAUGGCCAUAUGUUAACUUACAAAGAGCAGGUGAUCAGUUUGUUAAACAUUCAAAUGAAAUUGUUUUGUUUUUAUAACAAAAAAAGGUUGUUUUGUCUCCUUUGGAUUUUAAUUUUUUAAUUAAAGCAAUUAUAUUUUGAUGGUUUUUUAAACUUGCUAUGUGUAUUUUGUUUCGUAAGCACUGAACCAAGAGACAAAAUUAAUCAAAAUUAUAUUGGAUAUGACUUUGUUGCUGUAUUUCUUGCCUCUAUAUAGUCCCUUUCCCUCUAAAAGUUAUGAUAAUGAUUUGCCUCAGAUCAGACUUAAUUACUUUUAAUCCAUUGGUUAAUAUACAGAUAACAAAUUUUGAGCUAUUAAUUUUUAUGCCCAAAUAAGUGUUUUUCAGCGUAAUAAAAAAAUACAAAACAAUAAAGACAAAAACAAACUGCAAUGAAAUUGUUUAUUAAAGUAGGUUAUCAAUCAAAUUAUUCAAAUAAUUUGUAAACAAGACACUAAUGUGAAUAUCCUUUUGUUUCAUUUCAUUGAAGUGCUGGGAAACUUUUGUUGGAGAGGAACUCUACCGCUUGGUUGUUAUAGAUCUGCUUUUCGCCCUUGGCUACUCUUUCUUUAUGGAGUACAUUCGCAAGUAAGUGAUGAUCUGAAGUAUUCUUUCACAAAAAUAAUAGAGCUUGAUUGUAGUUCCAUAGUCUAGUGCAAGAGCCGUCUCAUGACUUUUGGCGGCCCCCUGCCAAUGUUUUGGUUUGUGCCCCUUGGAUUCACAUGUGAUAUUUUAAUUAAUUUUUUUUUUGCUACAUCACACCAUUGGACCCAUUAAAUAUGUGAGGCCUCGCUUGAUGACCUUGCCUAGUGCCACUUCCUAGUGUCAUGGCCUAAUGUUAUGUUAUGUCAUGGUUGUACUUUCCUUAGCCUUAGAGCACAUAUGACUUAUCAUUCUGAAUGAAAAUGACUGACCAUUCAAUGACCAGGUGAGAGUUGUAAAAUAAAAGCUAUAAAGAUUCUUAAAGCCUAAAAUGAAUCUUGUGAAGCAAAGAUCUGAGACACUAAGAUGCUAAAAUAUAAGGGUGAGCAUUAAAACUUAUUAGCCAAAUUAUGUCAAAUUUAACAUUCAUUUCCUUAGACAUAUUUGCCUGUAAAGUAUCAUCAUUAUGAGAGACAUCACAAUCUUAUGUCCAUUUUAUAUUGUUAUCACAUGGUUGGGGCAAGUCAAAUAAAAAUUGUACCUUUUAUUUAGAUUGAUAGCACAUAGGUGGGCUAAAGUCGCAAAAGCUGAGUUUGCAAUCGGCCGACACACUCUGGACCUCGUCUACUCUCAAAGUUUGUGUUGGUAAAUUUUAAAAAAUUAUUUCUUGAAAAGGAAAUUAAAAAAAAAAUUAUUUGUUUAAUCUAAUCCUGUUUUUAUUUUAUUUUGUGUGCUACUAAGGAAGACAACAACAUAAUUUAGCCAUUUUAUAAGUCAAACAGUAGUCUUAUAAAUAUUGAAAAUCUGUGCUUUAAUCUUUUCUUGUUAGUGUUGUUAAUUAUCUUGAAAAUGCCCCCGUCCUUUUUUUGUUUGUUGUUGAUGUGUGUCAAUUAUGAUUUAUCUUGACAAUUUCCUAUUUUUAGUGUGUCAUUGUUGAUAUUUAACUUGAAAAUGUCCCAUUUUUUGUAUUGAUAAUGUUAUUUGUUUUAACAAUUUACCAUUUUUAGUGUGUUAAUGUUGAUAUUUAUCUUGACAAUUUCCCUUUUUUUUUUUUUUGUUGUUGAAUGCAAAGGCUUGGAAUCUUCUACUCCCCUCUUCUGCCAGCUGUUGUCAUUAUGAAGCUUGUCAUUCUGUUUUAUGUCAAAAGAGUAAGUAGAGCCUGCAAAGAAAAGCAUGUCAAAAUAAUGACAUGAAUGCUUUAUGAGGUUAACUUUAAAAAGAAACAACUCUUGUUCUUUUGUAUUUAAUUGCUGUUCAUUUCUAGUCUUUGACUAAUGCCAACUGCCACUGUUUGGAUUGAUUUAAAACAUUUAAAUUACUAUAUGCCAUUGACAUGAGGUAUGAAAGUUGAAUAUCUACUCCACAUUUCAGUACAGCGUUGUUCACAACUGCUCACCAUCUGUCAAGCCAUGGAGAGCCUCGCGAACACACACCAUCUUUGUUGGAUAUCUUUUCAUUUUCUUCAUCCUCAGUUGCGUAGCAGUGGGAUUUGGUGUGUUUCUGUAAGUUUUUUUUGUCCUUAUCAUUUUGUCACAGAAUUUCACAUAUUGCAAGGAAAAAAUCUUUUCUUUUAACACAUAACACCCUUUUCUUUUAACACGUAACACCCUUUUCUUUUAACACGUAAGCCCCUUUUCUUUUAACACAUAUCACCCUUUUCUUUUAACACAUAACACCCUCUUCUUUUAAUGUAUAACACCCUUUUCUUUUAACGCAUAACACCCUUUUCUUUUAACACAUAACACCCUUUUCUUUUAACACAUAACACCCUUUUCUUUUAACACAUAACACCCUUUUCUUUUAACACAUAACACCGUUUUCUUUUAACGCAUAACACCCCUUUCUUUCAACACAUCACACCCUUACUAACUAUUUUAACUAUUUUUCAUUGCUCAGCAUUAAGCCUAGUGACACCUGUGGACCCUAUCAAAAUUUUACCACCACUUAUGAAGUCAUCUACACAUUGAUUGACUCCUGGAAGGCAGAGAGUCCAGUGAUGAAGGAAAUCUUUGCGUUCAUCGACUCCCCAGGAUUCAUUGCAGGGCUUCUCAUCUUCUUUUUGUAAGUUACAGUGCUUGGGUGCCAGCUGUUACAGUGGUUGGGUGCCAGCUGUUACAGUGGUUGGGUGCCAGCUGUUACAGUGGUUGGGUGCCAGCUGUUACAGUGCUUGGGUGCCAGCUGUUGUAGUUCUUAUAGACUAUGUAUGUAUGUGUCUUGGGUGCCAGCUGUUAUAUUUCUUAUAGACUAUAUGUGUGUGUCGUGGGUGCCAGCUGUUAUAAACUGUAUGUAUGUAUGUGUUAUGAGUGCCAGGUGUUACAUUUCUUAUAUACUGUAUUUGUGUAUGCAUGUGUCUUGGAUUCCAGCUGUUAUAGUUCUUAUAAACUGUAGGUCUGUAUGUGUCUUGAGUGCCAAUUGUUAUAUUUCUUAUAGAAUGUGUGUCUGGAUGUGUCUUGAAUGCCAGUUUUUAUAUUUCUUAUAAAUUGUAUGUUUGUAUGUGUCUUGGGUGCCAGCUGUUAUAUUUCAUAUAGACUGAAUGUGUGUAAGCAUUUGUAUGUGGACAAUAACAUGUUUUUACAACAAAAAACCCCCAAGAAAAUUAAGCCUGUGUUAAUGAUCAUACGUCAUUCCAUUUUUCAAUUUGAGGAAAGUGGAGGGUUCUAUUUUGUGUUUUCUUUAAUUGAUGUAUUUCUGGAAAGGUGAUCUUCUUAUCUCAUAUUAAGUUGAUUUAAUUCUAAAUGCAGACUCUCAAUGAGGUCACCUGGAUGCAACUGGAAUAAGAACCAACUAUUACAAAAUAAAUUAAUGUAUUUAACUUUUGAGUUAGUGUAAUGUCUGAAUGUGCCUUUCUAUCUUUAUUUAGUAUGGUUCUGUAUUACACAAGAACAAUCAGCUUGAGUCACAAAGCCAUGGUGGACCUGUUCAAGCUGCAGCUGAUAUCUGUAUGUCCAUCAUUUUAGUUCAAUAUUUGUUCACUACAAAAUGGAAGUUUUGAAGAUAAAAAAAAAUUAAAUAUAUACAUAUAUUUUAUUUUUAAAUGUGAACUGCUGCCAUGAUCUUAUAAAGUAUUACAAUCUGAAAUUGUGAUGUUGUUCAUUUGGUAAUGCAUUUAACUACCCAGAACCCAAACUUUUGACACAAUUUUACACACAGUUUUAUGCCUUACUAUGAUUUUGGUUAAUUGCUUUUUUUUUCAUAAUUAUCUAUAAUUGCGUUGAUCUGUUUAAAGAAAUGUAUAAAAAAUCUCUUAUAACCCGCUCACAAGGCCAACCACCCCAAUUAUUCCCUUAAAAAUGUCCCCAACAAAAAAAAAGUUGAUUCUAAAAUUGGUAUAUAUGGUAAACCUGCAUUUUUAAAAAGAAAAAAUCAGUCAUGUUUAUUAUAAUGAGACUCAUUCAAUAUGGAACUACAUCCUCAACAUAUCUUUGUGAUCACCUCUCAAGACAUCUUAAAAUAGUUUGGUUUCAUUAAUUAAUUAAGUAAAUUUGCGCGGCCCCCCCCCCCCCGCUUUUUUGCAUGGUAAUGUAUUCAUUGAAUUCCUCACCAGGAGGGUAAAGAUAAAAAGUUCCUGAUGAACCUGCUGAACCAGGUGAAGAUCAGGGGCAAUAAAAGGGGCAUAACUCACCCAGGACCUGCACUCUUGAAGAACAUGGAGUCCUGCAGUGCUUUACCUGGUGAGUCAUAG